Messenger RNA from Papaver somniferum (opium poppy), 837 nucleotides. Its product is annotated as ATP-dependent DNA helicase PIF7-like. NCBI's taxonomy places the organism in Eukaryota, Viridiplantae, Streptophyta, Magnoliopsida, Ranunculales, Papaveraceae. The record is from RefSeq and is a predicted model, not a curated record. The transcript has 2 exons. The coding region runs from base 1 to 837 and encodes 278 amino acids.
AUGACGCUCACAAAGAAUAUGCGCCUUGAUCAAUGCGAUCCAGAAAACAUAGCUUUCGCCGAAUUCUUACUUGAGGUUGGAUCAAAACCAGAAGAAAAAGUCAAACUCUCUUCAUCAGUAGAUAGAUGCAAGGACGUGAAAGAGUUGAUAUCGAAACUGUACCCCUCUUUAGGGACAUCUAAUCAAGUAUCACCUGAAGAGUUAACCGAGAGAAUCAUCUUAUCAGCACGUAACGAUGAUGUUAACGAUAUUAACAUGGAGGCAAUGAAUAUUUUGGAUGGAGAGACAUUCACUUAUUUAGCCGCAGAAAGAUUACAUCCCGACGAAAGCGGCAUUAUCCCAAAUUACAGCAACGAAUUUCUCCAGAAUUUAAAUCUACCAGGAAUGCCCUUAUUCAGGCUAAAUCUUAAAAUUGGAUGCCCAAUUAUUUUGAUGAGAAAUCUGUCUCCAUCCGAGGGUAUUUGUAAUGGUACCAGACUAUUGGUUACGAAAUGUGGUAAACACGUACUACAGGCGAAAAUUCUAACAGAACACAAAGCAGGAGAGACAGUAUUGUUACCAAGGAUAUCGUUUCAACCAUCGGUUUCAGAAUUGAACAUAAACAUGACAAGGCGUCAAUUUCCAGCCAGGGUAGCAUAUGCAAUGACAAUUAAUAAAUCACAAGGACAAUCUGUUAAGUACGUCAGCAUAGAUUUAAAAACUCCUGUGUUCAGCCAUGGCCAGCUUUACGUGGCUUUAUCAAGAUGCACUGCUGCCAAUAGAAUAAUAGUACUUCUCGAAGACAAGGCCGAAGAACCUGAAACAACUAACAUAGUAUUUCCAGAAGUUCUACUAUAA